AUGGGCUGCGGCGCCUGUAUUGCGACGUUUGCGGUGUCAGCCGGGGAGCACAACCCGGGCCAAGCUAGCCCAUGUUCCGUUGAUGGAGAGACUCUCCGUUCGCGCUCUGGCUCAUUUCUUUCAAAUGUUGAGACUCUGAGAUCAAGGGCUGGGUCUACAGCUGCCUUGCACUUAGAGAAAAACGGAGCUGACUACGAUGACGUGCCAUUAUCAGAAGCUCUGGAACCAGAUCAGAGAAACAUCAAAGACUUUCAAGUGGAAAAUAAUCCGUUCGCAUUUUCGCCUGGUCAAUUGAAUAAGAUGCUAAAUCCUAAGUCCCUCAAAGCAUUCGUAGCACUUGGAGGCUUACAGGGUUUGGAGCGUGGGCUACGAACGGAUUUGGUAUCGGGGUUGUCGAUCGAUGAAAGCAGGUUAGAAGGAACCGUUUCUUUUGAAGAGGCCACCAAACGAUCUUAUUCGGAGAAAUAUUCGCAGACGAAGCUCGAAAUGAUGAAAAUGCCCACAGAAACUGGCUUUUCGACACAAUCGCAGUUUAUCGAUCGGGUGCGGGUUUUUCAGUCCAAUAAACUACCAGAAAGAAAAGCAGAUGGGUUCUUGAUUCUUCUGUGGAGAGCUUAUAACGACAAAAUCAUUAUCCUGCUCACCAUUGCCGCCGUGGUCUCCCUUUCCCUAGGCCUUUACGAGACGUUUAGUGGGGGAUCGCAGGUUGAUUGGAUCGAAGGUGUUGCCAUUUGCGUUGCUAUCCUGAUUGUCACUAUCGUCACGGCAGCGAAUGACUGGCAGAAGGAAAGACAGUUCGUUCAACUGAACAAGAGGAAAGACGACCGCCAGGUCAAAGUGAUCCGUUCAGGGAAAUCAAUCAUGGUCUCCAUUCACACUAUCACAGUGGGCGAUAUCCUCCACAUGGAGCCAGGUGAUGCGAUCCCGGCGGAUGGUGUUUUCCUUACCGGCCAUGGUGUCAAAUGCGAUGAAUCAUCCGCUACUGGAGAAUCGGACCAAAUGAAGAAAACACCUGGCCACGAGGUGUGGCAACGCAUCAUGGAUGGCACAUCUACGAAAAAACUCGAUCCCUUUAUUAUUUCUGGAAGCAAAGUCAUUGAAGGAGUUGGCACUUAUCUCGUCACCAGCGUUGGGCCAAAUUCUACUUACGGCAAAAUUAUGAUAUCGCUGCAAACCCCGAACGAUCCCACCCCUCUCCAAGUGAAGCUUGGAAAACUUGCGAAUUGGAUAGGAGGUCUUGGAACUGCUGCGGCUGUUAUUUUGUUCACAAUCCUUCUCAUUCGCUUCCUUGUCCAACUCCCUGAUAAUCCUGGGAAUGCGGCACGCAAAGGCGAAGACUUCCUGCAUAUUUUAAUCGUUGCAGUCACUGUUAUUGUCGUUGCGAUUCCAGAGGGUCUUCCCUUGGCUGUCACCUUAGCCCUGGCAUUCGCCACCAAGCGCAUGGUUAAUGAAAAUAACCUUGUCCGCAUCCUUCGUGCCUGCGAAACAAUGGGAAAUGCAACUGUUAUUUGCUCAGACAAGACUGGUACUCUCACUCAAAACAAAAUGACUGUUGUGGCAGGAACUGUCGGUAUCGACACUAGUUUCAACCAGAUUUCAGAUGAUGGUGAAGGAUUUUCAAACAUGGCAGAGAAGCUCAAGAGCCUUCCCCCUAUAAUUAGGGAUCUUCUCCAUAAAAGCAUUGCUCUCAAUUCGACCGCGUUCGAAGGUGAAGAAAAUGAGCAGCGAGUGUUCAUUGGAAGCAAAACAGAGGUUGCAAUGCUCAACCUCGCGAAGAAUUAUCUUGGGUUGCUGAAUGUAGCUGAGGAACGUUCUAAUGCUGGGAUUGCUCAGCUCAUUCCGUUCGACUCUACACGCAAGUGUAUGGGUGUCGUCGUCCGCCAGCCAUCCGGAAAAUACCGUCUUCACGUCAAGGGUGCCGCGGAAAUUUUACUCGGUAAAUCCAGUGAGAUAAUCUCUAUCACCUCGGGUGGCCAAUAUACUUCAGAGGCACUCUCGGAGACCUCGCGAGAUAUGAUUCUCGAAACUAUCGACACUUACUCGAAGCGAUCUCUCCGCAACAUUGGCAUGGUAUACAAAGAUUUCGAAUCAUGGCCACCAGCGGGUGCGAAGACUAUGGAAGACGACCGUACCAUAGCUGAUUUUGAUGACAUCUUUCAUGGCAUGACCUGGAUUGGUGUUGUGGGCAUUCAAGACCCUCUGAGGCCGGAGGUUCCGACUGCUAUUCAGAAGUGCAAUAUGGCCGGAGUUUCCGUGAAAAUGGUCACAGGCGACAAUAUUACGACGGCCAUUGCUAUCGCCACUGAGUGCGGCAUCAAAACGCCAGAAGGCAUCGCGAUGGAAGGACCAAGGUUUCGACAACUCUCGGAUGAGGAAAUGGACAAAAUCCUUCCCAACCUGCAAGUCCUCGCUCGCUCUUCUCCAGAAGACAAGCGAAUCCUAGUUGCGCGCCUAAAACAUCUCGGGGAGACUGUUGCUGUUACUGGUGAUGGAACCAACGACGGACCAGCGCUCAAGACUGCUGAUGUGGGAUUUUCCAUGGGCAUUGCAGGUACAGAGGUUGCCAAAGAAGCCAGUUCGAUCAUUCUGUUGGACGACAACUUUAAGUCUAUUGUUACUGCCAUCUCCUGGGGGCGAGCGGUAAAUGACGCAGUUGCGAAGUUCCUUCAGUUCCAAAUUACCGUCAACAUUACUGCCGUCUGUCUGACAUUCGUGUCUUCCGUCUCAAACAGCAAUAACGAGAGUGUGUUGAAACCGGUACAAUUGCUAUGGGUUAAUCUCAUUAUGGAUACCUUCGCCGCGUUGGCACUUGCUACUGAUGCCCCCACAGAGAAAAUCCUCGAUCGAAAACCAACCCCCAAAUCUGCACCUUUGUUCACAAUAACAAUGUGGAAGAUGAUCAUCGGACAAACCAUCUACCAACUAGUCGUGACCUACACCCUCUACUUCGGCGGCGCCCGCAUCCUCAACUAUGACAUUAGUAACCCGAUUGUUAAGGCGGAGCUCAACACAAUUGUCUUCAACACCUUUGUCUGGAUGCAGAUCUUCAACGAAUUCAACAACCGCCGCCUCGACAAUAAGAUCAAUAUCUUCGAGGGAAUUCUCAAAAACUACUACUUCAUCGGCAUUAAUUUCCUCAUGUUCGCGGGACAAAUCUUGAUCAUCUUCGUUGGCGGAUCCGCACUCUCCGUGCGGCCCAUCGAUGGCAUCCAAUGGCUCAUUUGCAUCCUCUGCUCUAUUAUGUGCAUACCCUUUGCUGUCCUGAUCCGCUGCUUCCCUGACCCGUGGUUCCAGGUUAUUUUCGAUGCUGCCGUGAGCAUCAUAUCCGCCAUCUGGAACCCUAUUAGCAAGGGGCUUAGUCUUACAUUUUCUCCGGUCAGGAAGGGAUUCCGUGCCAUUUGUCGCUUCUCCUCACGGAUGUUGUCCAAGACAUCGGGACGAGGGGCUCCGGCCGCUGAAACGGAGAAGGACGAGGAGGCUGCUGCAGGUUCAGAAGUCAAAGUCCCUCCGACGGCCGCGUCGAAUGUCACUGUUCCUGCAAUUACAUUGUCUGGCACCUAA
Histoplasma capsulatum G186AR is the source of this 3561-nucleotide messenger RNA. Its product is annotated as cation-transporting ATPase. Lineage: Eukaryota; Fungi; Ascomycota; Eurotiomycetes; Onygenales; Ajellomycetaceae. Gene Ontology annotation, biological process: intracellular calcium ion homeostasis; calcium ion transmembrane transport. The record is from RefSeq and is a predicted model, not a curated record. Gene Ontology annotation, molecular function: P-type calcium transporter activity; ATP binding; ATP hydrolysis activity. The coding region runs from base 1 to 3561 and encodes 1186 amino acids. Gene Ontology annotation, cellular component: intracellular membrane-bounded organelle; membrane. The transcript is spliced from 7 exons.